AAACCCUUUAAAGAGCCCAGUUUGGGGAUCCCUGCUGCUAAAGAGUGGGAGAGGCUUUUAUUCUGGGGGAGGAGGAGGGCUGGGCUGGCCCUGUGGCCUGGAGAGGCGGAUCUUGGGCUGCAGCAGGAGAGGAGGAAGAGAAGGAGGCUGCAAGGAAGCUGGACCAUGGGGCCUGGGGCUGUGCAGCUGCUCCGGGCGGUGAUCAUGGGGCCCCCGGGCUCCGGGAAGGGCACCAUCUCCUCCCGCAUCGUCAAGCACUUCGCCCUCCAGCAUCUCUCCAGCGGAGACCUCCUCCGGGAGAACAUGAACAAGAGGACAGAAAUUGGAGUACUUGCUAAGUCAUACAUUGAUCAAGGGCGAUUGAUUCCUGAUGAUAUUAUGACGCAGCUGAUGCUACGUGAGCUGAAAACUCUAGAGCAGAACCACUUGCUACUGGAUGGCUUCCCCAGGACUGUUCCACAAGCUGAAGCUCUUGACAAAGUAUGCUCAAUAGACACUGUGAUUGACUUGGAUGUGCCUUUUGAGACUAUCCAACAACGCCUAACUGCACGCUGGAUCCAUUCUGCUAGUGGGAGGGUCUAUAACCUGGACUUCAACCCUCCCAAAGUUCCUGGUAUGGAUGAUGAUACAGGAGAGCCUCUCAUUCAACGUGACGAUGAUAAACCAGAAACUGUUAUGAAGAGGUUGAAAUCUUAUGAAGCAGAAACCAGACCGGUUCUUGAAUAUUAUCGCCAGAAAGGGGUGCUAAAAUCUUUUGCUGGAACAGAAACCAACAAGAUCUGGCCACAUGUCCAUAGUUUCCUUCGAACGAAGUUGCCUGACAUCGGUUAGAGUGAAGCUGCCAGUAUCACUGAAGCAAGCAUUAUUACUGUACUGAGAAACAGAAGCUACUGGCAUAUGGCUAAGCUUCAAGAAAUUAUAUUUUUUAACGAUUACCAGAAUCAUGAAGAUUGGGUGAGGGUGUCUUCUUUUUUAACAAAACAAUGCACCAUGCUAAUAAAUAGCUAACUGAAUGACCACAUUUUACUUCUGUGCCAUAAUCUAGUGUUCCUGUUCUGAUAGGCUGAUUGACUGUCAAGUGUUAUUUUUGUAUUAGCUGUACCUGAAUUUUGUAAAAUUAAUUUAAUAUUGUACUGAUUUUUCAAUAAAAUCCAACUCAAGUGUC
Molecule: messenger RNA, 1165 nt
Organism: Sceloporus undulatus (fence lizard)
Lineage: Eukaryota; Metazoa; Chordata; Lepidosauria; Squamata; Phrynosomatidae
Gene: AK3
Product: adenylate kinase 3
Exons: 5
Coding region: 166-831 (221 amino acids)
Biological process (GO): nucleobase-containing compound metabolic process
Cellular component (GO): mitochondrion; cytoplasm
Molecular function (GO): AMP kinase activity; ATP binding
Source: RefSeq, a predicted model, not a curated record